Molecule: messenger RNA, 2249 nt
Organism: Poecilia latipinna (sailfin molly)
Lineage: Eukaryota; Metazoa; Chordata; Actinopteri; Cyprinodontiformes; Poeciliidae
Product: probable flavin-containing monoamine oxidase A
Exons: 13
Coding region: 120-1718 (532 amino acids)
Molecular function (GO): oxidoreductase activity
Source: RefSeq, a predicted model, not a curated record
GCUCCUACGGAAAACUCUCAGCCAAUCAGCGUUUCAGGUGCGUGAAACGUCACCUCGCAUUAGUGACAACCGUGUUUAACUUUUGGACCCAAAACAUUAGACUCACCUGAACUUCCAACAUGACGGCCGACAUCUGGGAUGUUGUUAUAGUCGGAGCCGGGCUGUCUGGGCUCAGUGCGGCUCAUCUGCUCACAAAACGGGACGCCAAGCUGAGAAUCCUGAUCCUGGAGGGGAAAGAUCGAGUGGGAGGACGCACCGUGUCCUUUGAAAUCCCAGCAGCCGACGGUGCUGAUCGCUGGGACUUUGGAGGACAGUGGGUCGGAAGCACACAAACACACAUUAUGGAGCUCAUAAAAGAGUUGGGGUUAGAGGUGUAUCCUCAGUUUAAUGUCGGGAAGAAGGUGCUUCACGUGGGUGGGCCCACUUCCAAAGUGAGAUCCUACCGGACCAGCAUCCCUGCUCUGUCUCCGCUGGUGCUGCUGGACUUCACCCAGAUGCUGUGGAAGUUUGACAGGCUGUGCAGAACGGUGUCUGUUCAGGACCCACUGAGGACCCCCAACGCGGCGGAGCUGGACAGCAUGACGGUGCACUCGUACAUCGAGCAGCACGCUUGGACUGAAGAACUGAAGGAGCAGCUGGGAGUGUGCAGCAGGUCCGUCUUCGGCGUGGAGCCGUCCCAGAUGUCCUUUCUGUUCUUCCUCAUGUACGCCGCUGCGGCCGGAGGGCUCCUGGCGCUCCUGGAAAGCUCUCCUGGUUGUGCUCAGGAGUUUAAGAUAAAGGGAGGCACCCAACAACUUUCCGAAUGUCUGGCGCAGCGGGUUGGCUGGAAGAACGUCCGGCUGGGCUCUGCUGUGACGGCCAUAUGGCAGGACGCCGAGUGGGCCAGGGUCAUGACGACCGACGACACCUUCCUGUGCAGGGCUGUGAUCGUCACUUGCGCCCCUCAUUUGGCAGCAAAGAUCCAGUACCAGCCGGCUCUGCCCAGCAUGAGGGAAUUCCUCACCCAGAACAUGCCUGUCGGCCAUAUAAUGAAGUUUAUUCUAACGUAUCAGACGGCCUUCUGGAAGGAGAAGGGUUUCUCCGGAGAAAUCGUGGCAGGAUCUUCCACCGACUGUCCGUUCUGUGUCACCUUCGACGCCACCAGCCCGCGUGGGAACCCGGCUCUGGUGGGCUUCAUUUCCGGCCAGCAGGCGACUCUUUGGAGCACCAGAGAGGCUGGAGAAAGAAGAGCAGCUGUGCUUUCUAGUCUGGUGAAGUAUCUCGGUCCUGAGGCUGCAUCGUGCAUUCACUAUGAGGAGAAAGACUGGGCUAAGGAGGAGUUCAGCGGCGGCUGCCCCGUCAGUGUCAUGGCACCCGGUCUGCUAACGUUUUACCAUCCGAGCCUGAGGAAGCCCUGUGGCAGGAUCCACUGGGCCGGUACAGAGACCGCCACCCUGUGGUGCGGCUACAUGAGCGGCGCCGUGCAGGCGGGGCAGCGGGCCGCGCUGGAGGUUCUGGCUGAAGUCAGCCAUGUUGUCCUGACGCCGGAGGAGCAGGAAUCUCUGAUCCAGGGUCAAACUCUCCACCGUCCCCCAAAGCCGACCGCGCUGUCGGCGCUGCUCAAGAGGCUCAGCAGGAAGUCCGUGUUGAUACCGGCGCUGACGAUAGGCGCUGCUCUGCUGCUGGUCCGGAAACGAGACGUUCUGGUGAAGAUCCAAACUUACGUAGGAGCUUUCUGAGCGAUGAGGCGAUACUGUUUGAGCUAAAUUCAGAGCCUCUGCAAGCCAUGCUGAAGGAUGGGUAUCAUCUCAGAAGUUGUUUGCAUGGUUUGAAGAAGUGAAAUAAUGGAUACAAAAUACACCGAUUGCGUUUUUGACUUGACCCUGAAAUAAACAGCUCACACUUUUCCCCUCGUCCCAACAGCAUAAUUAGAAACUUAAAGAUAACAGCUGUGUGAUUAAAUGAGAUUUUAUCAGUCAAGUCAAAGCAGUUUUUAUCAGCAUGAAGAAAUGUUCGGUAUUAUUUAGCUUUAAGAAGUACUAAUCGAGUGCAGAGACAGAUACUUAUUGAAAUUUUAACCGUUUCUUAUUGGCAGAGGCGGUCCUGACCUGUUUGGGGCCCUGGGCGAACCACCUUUAUAUGAAAUUAGAACAUUAAGCUGACAUAAUGUGAAUUACAGUAAAUUGUAAUCAAUAUUAACAUUUACUGAAUUUCAAUGCUUAAGGACUUUAGCACAUAAGCAAACAAACAUAAACAAAAUAAUCUGCAAA